Fraxinus pennsylvanica is the source of this 759-nucleotide messenger RNA. The record is from the annotation of a GenBank genome assembly. Lineage: Eukaryota; Viridiplantae; Streptophyta; Magnoliopsida; Lamiales; Oleaceae.
AUGGCUGUUCGCUUUCUAAUUUCCAUUCUUAUUAUCUCAUUGGUUUCGUUUACAUCUGCUUCUGAUCCCGACCCCCUACAAGAUUUCUGUGUUGCUGUUAAGGAUGAUGAAGCAAAAGUAUUUGUGAAUGGAAAGAUUUGCAAGGAUCCAAACAUGGUUAGUGCCGAUGAUUUCCUCUUUCGUGGACUAAACAUGCCCGGAAAUACAUCAAAUCCCCUUGGAUCAAAGGUCACUCCUGUGAAUGUCAACCAAUUACCAGGACUCAACACUCUUGGUAUCUCUUUAGUCCGUAUCGACUAUGCACCUUAUGGCCUCAACCCACCCCACACGCACCCUCGGGCUACUGAGGUUCUUGUUGUUGUGGAGGGUACUCUCUAUGUUGGAUUCGUUACUUCGAACCCUGCAGAUCCAAACGUAAAGAACAAACUCUUUACCAAAACUUUGUAUCCAGGAGACGUCUUCGUGUUUCCAGAAGGUCUCAUUCAUUUCCAAUUUAAUGUGGGGAAGAAUAAUGCAGUUGUAUUUGCUGGUCUAAGCAGCCAAAACCCAGGANUCAUUCAUUUCCAAUUUAAUGUGGGGAAGAAUAAUGCAGUUGUAUUUGCUGGUCUAAGCAGCCAAAACCUAGGAGUCAUCACAAUUGCAAAUGCAGUGUUUGGAUCCGACCCACCCAUUAAUAUUGAUGUUCUCACCAAGGCUUUCCAAGUUGAUGCAAAUGUGAUUAAAUAUCUUCAAGGGCAAUUCUGGUGGAACAUCGACUAG